Molecule: messenger RNA, 8106 nt
Organism: Podarcis lilfordi (Lilford's wall lizard)
Lineage: Eukaryota; Metazoa; Chordata; Lepidosauria; Squamata; Lacertidae
Source: the annotation of a GenBank genome assembly
AUGGCAGCUGAUAAAGCCCUUCAGCUAAAUGAUGCAGUAAGAAGAGGAUCGAUCGAGACUGUCCGGCAGUUGAUAGAAGAAGGUAAUGAUAUCAAUUCAAAGGUGAAUGAUGGAUGGACAGCCCUUCACAGUGCUGUACAAGUGAAUGAAGAGGCAAUUGCCCGCCUUCUGCUGGACAGAGGAGCCGAUCCACUUGCUAGGAAGGACAACGGAGCUACCCCCUUUAUUCUAGCAGGAAUAACAGGCAAUGUUGAACUUUUAAAGCUCUUCCUUCAGAAGGGGUCGGCCAUCAAUGAGUGUGAUUUGAAUGGUUUCACGGCAUUCAUAGAGGCUGCUGGGUAUGGGCGAGAAGAGGCCCUGAGGUUUUUGUAUGAGUGUGGGGCAGAUGUUAACUUGCCCAGAAAUGUGGCUGAUGAGGAUAAAAGGGCCCUGAAUAAAGGUGGGGAAACAGCCCUGAUGGAUGCUGCCAGGUACGGUCACUGCUCUGUUGUCAAAGUCCUAGUUGAAGAAUUGGGUGCUGAUGUGAACAUCUGCGACAACUGGGAGAGAAAUGCAUUGGUCCAUGCUCUCACAAUGACUAAAAAGGAUCAGCCCCAAGGCAAAGAGGCAGCUGCCCUUUUCCUCUUAAAACAUGGGGCUGAUGUGAAUAAGAGAGAUGAAGAUGGGAAAACUACUUUGAUCCUGGCAGCUGAAAGGCAAAGCCUAGACCUGGUGAAGGCUAUAUUGGAAAAAGAAGUGGACGUGAACGAUGCUGACAGAAACAACAAAACAGCCCUUAUGGCAGCAGUGGAAAUGGAAAAUUAUGAAAUAGUGAAGACAUUGUGUGAAAAGGGAGCAAGAACAGACAUUGGGAACUUGAUAGAUAUGGCCAGCCUGAAUUACAACAGCAAAAUGAUAAGGCUUCUUCGCCAGUAUGGAGCAUUGUCUUGUCCAAGGCAGCCAGAAAUACAAUGGACCUCUGCUAGCAGACACUGGCAAUCCAAGCUCCGAGAUCUUUAUGGAAAGUAUCGUCCUAUGAUUGGAAAACUCAAGAUCUUCAUGUGUCCAGAUUUCCGAAUUCAGACAAGUUCCCACGGAGGUGUCUACCUAGGAUUCUACAAUGGAGAAGAGGUGGCUGUGAAGAUAUUCCCCACCACUGCAGAAAAUGCUGAACGAGAAAAAACCUGCCUUGAGAAGUGCCGUACCAGCAAACAUCUGGUGAAGUUCUGUGGAUGGGAAGAGCAGAACUGCUGUCUCUACUUGUGCCUUUCCCUGUGUGAGAAAAACCUUGAGGAGUACUUCAGGACAGCAGGGACUGAGAAUGGAACUAUGAGAAGUAAUGUUAUUAUUGAAACAAUAUUUCAGGCAGUGAAGGAACUGCACUCAUUUGGAUUUGGGCAUCAAGAUCUGCACCCAAGUAACGUUUUGAUAGGUUUGUGUUCUUUCUUAUAUGGCUGUCUGUUGAGUGGAACCCAAGCCAUUACCCAAGUGUAGUUGAAAGAAUUUUAUGAAAGAAAUAUGGAGUAGCAGGUUUUCAAUUUUAUGGUGUAAACCAAGGAUGGGGAAUCUGUGUCCUUUAAGAUACCGUUGGCUAGCAAGUCCCAUAAUCUCGGAACAUGGAGCUGAUGGGAUUUGGAGUCCAGCACUAACUGGAGCACCACAGGUUCCCUACACCUGGGGUGGGGGGUGGGAAUUGGCUAGCCAAUAAUCUGCAAGGGGUCAGAAAUUCAGAUCCAACAGCAAGCAUGUGAGCAGCAUAGAAGAAUAGUUUCACACACAAGCUGAAAGAAAACAGCAGCAGAUAUUGGAGAUUUAUUACAGGGAGUGAUAUGGGAUUGACUCUCUGGUGACAUACCAAACCCUUGGAUAUUCUAAGCUGUAGUGAUCAUAGUGCCCUGCAUUUUCCUCUUCUAACCAGCAGCCUCACUGGUGCAAGGCACAGUCUGACCCCCUCCUUUGGUAAUCCUCAUAGAACACUAGCCCAAUGGUUGCCAUUAAUUUGAUCCUGAAUUGAUUUUAGAAUGAAUUUAUUUUAGAAUGUAUUUCAAUUAAUUGAUUGUGAUUUUAUGUAAACUGUGUUACUUUUAUUGUUGUUAGCCACGCUGAGCCCGGCUUCGGCUGGGGAGGGCGGGAUAUAAAUAAAAUUAUUAUUAUUAAGGAAGGAGAGAUUCCAGCUCAGGAAUAGAAUAUCUGCUUUUCAGGCAAAAAGUUAAUUAUGUUCAACCCCCAGCAUCUCCAGGCAGGGUUGGGAGAGACUCCUGUGUGGCACUGCGGAGAGCCACUGCCAAUCUGAGCAUAAACAAUGUUGAGUGCAGAGGGACCAAUGGUCUGACUAGAUAUAAGGUAGCUUCCUGUGAUCCUAGUCUGCACUCUACUCACCCAGCUCCCAGAUCAAGCCAUCUGGAAGCUGAUGCCACCAUCCUAAAUCUUGAGAAUAAUUUCACUACACCUUUUUACUGCUUCAGAAAUGUGACCCGCCCCUCCAAUAGAUCUCCAUUGUUUACUUAUUUAUUAUGCACUAACACUUUGAAUAUUAUGGUUUCUCCUCUGCAUUAUAUCCCCUCAACAAAUCUGGAAUGUAGGACUAAGCAGAUGGAUGGAUGGAUGGUUUCAGACAGAAGUCGUUCUGGUUCUACCUGGAGAACAACCUACACCAGGCAUCCCCAAACUCGGCCCUCCAAAUAUUUUGGGACCAAAACUCCCACCAUCCCUGACCACUGGUCAUGUUAGCUAGGGAUGAUGGGAGUUGUAGUCCCCAAACAUCUGGAGGGCUGAGUUUGAGGGUGUCUGACCUACAUAUUCAGAUAAAAAAUUAAGUUCUGUUGGCAUCUACAUUAGGGUGGCAAAUCUUUUUAGGAUCAAAGGUCACAUUGCCAUGUUGUGACUUCCAGUAACUGAGCAUGUGGGUGGGGGUGGGUGGGGAGUCCCUGAAGUGAUAUUAGUGCUUGAGGUGAAUAUUUAUCAAUCAUACUUCUGUGCUGCCUCAACAUCAGAAAUAUAAAAACAAUACAUUUCAAAUAAAACAUAAAAGCUAAAAGCAGCAGAGAUAAAGUGAAACUAGUCAACAAUACCAUAAAAAUGUUCAUGGCACAGACACAUCUUUGAUGUUUUAAAACAAUAAAGUGUCAAAAUCUCAAAAAUCCACAGAAAUCAAAAGCCCCUAAAAAGCCUUGGGAAAUGAAAAUGUCUUCAUUUGACCAUAACAGCAAUACAAAGUAGGCAUCAGGUGGACUCUCUGGGGAGGCCAUUCUAUAACUGGGUAUAACAGCUGAGAAGGCCUUCUCCCUAGCAACCACCAGCUGGCUCUCAUUAGGCAGGGAUAUGCAGAGAAGAGCCUCAGGCGCUGACAUGAAGUUUCACGUAGGUUUGCAUGUAAGCAGGUGAAUUGGCUGCUCUUGUUGAAUCUUGAAAGUUUCCAAUAUGUGCUCUUUCCCCACAAAGCAUUCAAUACACAAAGAUGUGAAAACCAUUCCGCUUGAUUGCUUCCACUUAUGUAUUUAUUUAUUUGCUAGAUGUCACAGGCAAGGUUUUUCUAGCAGAUUUUGAUAAGUCCAGAAAAAUAGAUGAUGAAGAUCUUACCAUCACAGAAGAUCUGCAGGUAAGUGAGCCUCCUCUGCAGUUGCCUCCCCAGCCUUCUAUAUUUGCAGAAUGAUUAUCCUCAACCAUUAAGGCAAUGUAUUGUGUGUUUGUGCACAAUAUACUUUUAUGCUUAACCAUAACAUAGAGUUGGGUUGAAUGUUCGUCCUACUCAGAGUAGCCCCAUUGAAAUCUGGCUAACCUAAGAUCAAUAAUUCCAAUGAGUUUACCCAAACUUUGCCCGGUUCAAUUUGUAUUUAUUUAUUUGAUUUCUUACCAGCCCUUCACCAAAAGGUGCCAGGGUGGAGUACAACAGGUUUAAAUACAAUACUGUAUUAUUGGAAACAUUUUAAAACAAAUUAAAGUCACGUGAAUAUGGUAGAUCCUGAAAAUGAGUAUAUCAGGUGUAUGGUUCAAAUUUAUUCAAGAAUAAAUUGACAUCAGUAAGAAUGUUAAUUGCUAGUUCUGGUCCCAGGAGUUCUUUCUGGUAACAAUGUCAUUGUUUUUGUGAAAUUUUUAAUCUCCUGUAUAACCCCAGUAUAGUUGUAACCUGGAAGUUGAAUGGAAUCCAUUCCGGAAGUCCAUCCGACUUCCAAAAUGUUCGGAAACCAAAGCACAGCUUCUGAUUAGCUGCAGGAAGCUCCUACAGCCAAUCAGAAGCUGCGGAAGCCCCAUCGGACGUUUGGGUUCCAAAGAAUGUUCGCAAACCGGAAUAAUCACUUUCGAGUUUGCGGCAUUCGGGAGCCAAAAUGUCCAAGUACCAAGGCAUUCAAGAUCCAAAGUACGACUGUAGAUUAGAGAAUUUAAUAACCUGUCAUUGCAGCCCUGUGUUUCUAAGGGCCAAAUUUGAUUCCAGUCGUCGUGGUGGGAAUCUGAUCAGGACCAUAGUGGUGAAGAACCAGUGUGUGCCGGGGAAUGGUAUCUAAACAUUCCUCCAACAUUUUUUUUCCAGGUUGAAAUUACCUCCAUCUGCUAUUUAGUCUAUAGGGCAAAACAUAGAGAUACUGAACAAGCUGUAGUAUAAUCCUAUUCUCUAACAUUUUAGGUAGGUUUCCACAUGCAAGGGGUGUGUUUGUGUGUAGAAACAUUAUGUCAUGUGAUUGCAUCACUUGCAAUUUAAACUGACACAGCCCAGACACAGAUUUUUAGCAUCUCAGCAAGAACUAAGCCCAGGCACAAAGGAUAAAAGUGUGAUUUCAGUCUACUUGCCCAAGAAUGACAUUCUGUGUUGUGAAAUCGUAUUGCCAUUUGUUCUCACAUGUAGGCUCUCAGAAGUCUAGCCCUAUAUGUUGCUAUGAGGGGGACAAUCUGCUUUGAAGCCUUGCCUGCGCAGUGUCCAAAGGAUGUAGAUGAUCACUUUGAAAUAGAAGACCUCAGAGCCAGUCUGGAAUCUCCUGAUGAAAACGUCCCAGUCACUGAGCAACUGGGACAGUUGAUCUACCAUCCUUAUUUCUGGAGCAAGAAGGUGUAAGUACUAAAUAAAUACAGGAAACUUAGCAACUAUCCAUUCUUAUCAUUCUACCUUCCUCAGUUUGAUUUGCCCUGUUACUACAACAGCAUGGAAGAAGAAACUUUGCAAGUAGGAUUAGAAUGACAUUUUGGGAAAAUGUUUUAAUCCAUUCAUUUCUAUUUUUUGAAAUCUUAAGUUUUGCCUUCAGAAUUGAAGCUCAGAAUUAGAUUACGCUGCUUUAUAUGUCUUUGUUGCUUAUAGACUGUCAUGUGCUUUGUCAUGUUGUUUAAAAUAUAAUGAAUGUUCAGGCCUGGGUUGUUGUCCCUCAUGUGAAAACCACAUGGCUAAUCAUUAAUGUAAGAUAAAAAUAAUGCAGUCAAACCUCGGUUGUCAAAUGUAAUCCAUUCUGGUUACAGGUCGGUAGCCGUGUUGGUCUGCCAUAGUCGAAACAAAAUAAAAAAAUACCUUCCAGUAGCACCUUAGAGACCAACUAAGUUUGUUAUUGGUAUGAGCUUUCGUGUGCAUCUGUUCUGGAAGACUAUUCGACUUCCGAAAUGUUUGACAGCCAAGUUGCAGCUUUGGUUGCAAGAGCUUUUUGCACUCAAGCAGAAGCCGCGUUUGACGUUCAAGUUCCAAGGAACAUUCGAAAACAGGAGCAUUUACUUCUGGGUUUUUGGCAUUAGGGAGCCGAAACGUUUGAAUAUGGAGCCAUUCGAGAACCGAGGUUUGACUGUAUAUAUAUUUCAGUAAAUAACUGCAGUGAACUUUGGAUAGUGAGUUUGCUGCAGAUAUGACAGCACAUUGAUGCAGUAUUGAUAUUAUUUGUCAUUGCUAGCCAUCAAAUACCAAAUGUUGAAUAUGAACUAUGUGAUGUGCAAUUGGCACUGAAAUCCAUGCACUAAGAUUUAAGGGAUCAAUGUCUGAUUCUACACUACUAUUUAGGGCUCUGAAAAUCCACCCUCAUGCCUAACAAAAACUCUCAAGAGACUUUAACAGGCAGAAACACACAUUUCAAAUUGGUUUUGCACAGCCACAAUAAUAAUGCCACAUCUGGAGAGCCACAGAUUAGCCACACUGCAUUAGAUGGUAAUGUGUCAGGGAGAGGAAAGGCAAAAUCAGAGUUUUGUUAUAAAAGGCAGCUUGCAGAGCAAGGAUGCCCCUUCCUUGCAUAUGACAGGAGUUAAUGGUUGCAGUAUACCUGCCCCAGGAGAACAGAGGAAGCUGCUUCAUUCUAGGUCAGACUAUUUGUCUAUGUCUUGGUGUUGUCUGCCUGGCUCCAGGGUCUCAUUGCCUGCUACUGGGUCCUUUUAACUGGCGAUGGCAGGUGUUGAAGCUGGGACCAAGCAUGUGCUCUGUCCUUUCCCAGUCUCCGAGACCAGCCUUACCAUAUGGUCACCUUGGCUCUUUGGGUUCUUAGUAAUUGCCUUUUGUUUGCCAGGAGAUACAGGGUCUUAAGAGACGUUGGGAAUGAGAGCGAUAUAAAGACACGCAACACUCGGCACCAUAACAGCACUAGUGAAAUUCUGAAGGCUCUGAAUAGUGAGGAAGAUCCUUUCAAGGACUGGACUGAAAAGGUAAGUGAUCUCUUGCAGCCUCCGUAUGAAAGCUUCAGCUGUGCUGAUUUGAACCGCCACAUUUGACCUCUUUUCCUUCUGCAUUGUCAGUGCCAGUGCUUCAUCACUUCUCAAAGGCAUGAGGGCAACUUAAGUGCAAAACAAACAGCUUAAGUCUGAUUCACGUCUUUACAAUAUGUGUACCUGGUCCUGGGCAAGUAUCUGUUUGCCCCUGCAAAACCAUUCUUAUGUCUGUGAAAUGAUUUGCCAUUAGAUCAGAUUUUAAACACAGUUGUACCUCGGAAGUCAAACAGAAUCUGUUCUGGAAGUCCAUUCAACUUCCGAAGUGCGGCUUCUGAUUGGCUGCAGGAAGCUCCUGAAGCCAAUCGGAAGCUGCAGAAGCCCUGUUGGACAUUUGGCUUCCAAAAGAAGGUUCGAAAACUGGAACACUCACUUUUGGUUUGCGAUCAUUUGGGAGCUGGAAUGUUCAACUCCCAAGGUGUUCAGGAGCCAAGGUAUGACUGUAUUGCAAAAUCUGCCAAGCAAUAUAAAUGGAAACUGUUUCAAUAAAUUAACCAGUAUAGUAUUAUAAUAACCAAUAUAUGUCAUACUUCAUGCCAUUCUGUCAAAUGUAUAUUUUUGUAUAUUUUUUGUAUAUUUUUGUAUACUGUAUGUUUUUGUGACUUGGAAUCUACCAGUUUGCAGGUCUACAUGGAAACUGUAUUGUGAGGAGUGGGCUUCAUGGACCCAAAUUAAUGACAGGGGACAUGUGUUUUUUUCAGAUUGAUAAGGAUGUAUUGGACUGUAUGGUUGGUCCCUUUAAUGACAAGAAAAAGAAUAAGAAAAACAAUAAAGAUUAUGAAAACUGUGUGACAGAUUUACUGAAGCUGAUCAGGAAUAUGGGGGAGCACUUCAGUGAGAAGGAUGAGAAGUAAGUGAGAGUUGUUUUUUCUAGAUUUGCAGCUGUCCCUAGCCUUCUGCAGAGGAGACACUGAGUGGCCAUUUCUAUGCAGUGUACUUCCUCUUCUGUAAACCAGUACUAUGUGAAUCCGGACUUAGAUAAUCACAUCUUUGAAAAGGCCUCCCAGUGGUCAAGUGGAGUUUUGCACGUCAGCUACCAGCUUCAUGUCAAAGGGCUAAACUGCUUCCUUUUGCGCUGAAUUUUUAGGCACAAAAACACGGCUUUAAAGCGCCGUGUUUGAGUGCAUUUGUUUUAUCCCAGCAGUAUGCCCAGGAAAGCCCAUGCUUUGAUGUUGAAUCAGAGCAAACAGCAAAAGGGUUUUCCGUGGAUUGGCAUUUGCUCCAAUUCAGAGACCAACAUUCACAUUCUAUUUUUAAAAAAUACAAAUCUAAACUACUGCUUGCUUACAUACUGGUAUUAAAAGGGUUCACAUUUUCCACUAUUUCAGGGUGAAGGAAAUAAUCAAGGAGCCAGAAGACUAUUUUCUGAACCUUUUUCCAAAUUUAACAACUUAUGUCUACCGGACUUUGCAUAAUAUACAAUAUGAUAAACAUUUUCCGAAUGCACAGAAUUCUUCUCAGCUAUAA